Messenger RNA from Anastrepha ludens (Mexican fruit fly), 1044 nucleotides. RefSeq lists its product as uncharacterized. The transcript is spliced from 2 exons. The coding region runs from base 119 to 715 and encodes 198 amino acids. Lineage: Eukaryota; Metazoa; Arthropoda; Insecta; Diptera; Tephritidae. The record is from RefSeq and is a predicted model, not a curated record.
AAGCAUCUCAUAAUCGCCCAGAACUAGUUGCAUCAUGUAAACAAAUUUCAGGUAGAAAUUUUAUAUGUGAACAGAGGCGCAAGGACGGAAAUAAAUUUAAGUUCGACGAAAUUGAAUAAUGUCAUAUUUACUAACUGAAAUAGCUCUCGAAAUGUUAGGUUACAAGUUUUAUGAUAUUGAUGGGAAGUUCGGUCCUACAAGUUUUCAACAAAUUGGCAUUGUUAAGCAAUCUCAAUCAAAUGAAUUUUCGGGUGAACUUCUACAAACAAUUAUCGGAUUUGAAACAGAAAAUUUGAAUGGAAAUAUUGGAACAGAGAGCAAUCGCGAAAGUACUGUCGAAGGUGUACAAUAUUGCGAUGAUUUGGAUAUUCCAGAAAAAAAAUCUGGUCAUACGCGUACUUUCUCUGCAGGUUUGAAAAAGCUCUUGGAUCUUGAAUACGAGAGACUUCGCAGUCAGGUAGAACAAACGGUACAUCGUGAUACAGAAAGUUUUAUUGAUAAAAACGGUGGUAUUCCAAUGGAAGGCGCAAUUCAAGAUAUCCUAAAGACUUUUAUGCUUAGAGAAAAGGAUAAAUUGGAGAAGGAGGCGCAAACAUUGCAAUGUUUUCGAAAACUGGUGGAAAAAAGCACAUUUAAAAUGGACCAGGAUGUUUACAAUCAAUAUAAAAAAGUUUUCGUUGCUAGUAAUAAAACAAAAUCAGCUUGUGUAGAUUGACUUUGGAGAGUAUAAAUAUAGUUCGGUAAAGAUAAUUCACCUAGAUAAAACUGCAAUUUUUGCACCGAACACCGAAAAAAGAAGACUUCCACGAAAGUGGCUUGUACGGUGAAUUCAAGAAUUUGUGUUUCCGCAAUGUAACACGUGACACUUCGUUUUCAUUAGCUUAAAUCUCACAAAUCACAAUAUUAUUACAUUUUACGAACAUGUAAUUUCUCCUCCUUUUGUUUGCGUUGUAUUGGUAAGAGAGUACUGUCGAAACUGCACAAUAUUGCAAUGAUUUAGAAAUAGGUAAAAAUAAAGUAACACCUUCCAACAUUGUGGGAUGU